GCAGAUCUGCUGAAAAAGAAGCAACAAACGCUAAGGUCUGCCAAAAUGGCGGACCAGAGAAAUGAGUACUGGUCUUCUAUAAUGGACAAUCCCAUACCCGGGUUGGAUCAAAACAUCAAUAGAGAUGCGAAUAUGAGCGAGGCGUUAGAUGACUUUGACGACAUUGUGUCUUACAUCUGCUCCAACCAGAACAAUACCUCCAUGUCUGAGGAUGGAUUACUAGCCAACAUCAAGACUGAACCAGUAAAUAAUUUGACACCACCUUAUACACCUCCGGAUAUGAUGGACUCCAGCCAAGAUGAUGUGAUGUCAGAAGACAUAGAUGCAUACCUGAUGCAAUACCAGCAUCAGGACCCGAUGCUGUCAGCAUUUCCAUCGCCGCCACAUGACAGCUAUGCUGAGCAGAAGCCAGUGAUCAAACAGGAAGGCCCUGGGUCUCAUGUUAGUAUUGGGAACCUCAAUGCUUCACAGAUGCUGCAGCUGUUGCAAGCGGAAAAGAUGUUACAAGAACAACAAUCCCUGCAGCAGCAGCAACAGUCUUCACACUUGCAACAACAAACUUUACAAUCGCAACAGCAGUCUCCACUGCAGCAAUCUCAGUUGUCAGACAAGUCAUUGGCAGACUUGCUUCAAGAGCCUUCAAAAUUGUCAGGACAAAACAUUUCCCAAGCUGGACCUCAGCAACCACUUCUUGCCAGUAAUCAACAGCUUCAAAUACUCCAACUGUUGCUGAAAUGCCAACAACAGAAGGAACAGCAACAACAAAAAGCACAGAUACUUCAACAACAGAAACUUCAGAAUGCAACUAUGGCAAAUCAAACUAGUCAGCUGCAGCAACUAUUGAACCAAGUUAUCAAGACAACAACAACAACUAGUAAUGCAGGCAUGCCUACUGUUAUGACAGCCAUGCCAAGCUCACCGUUGUCUCAGGCUCAGAGUCCAGGCUCGUCAGCUAGCCAGCAGUUCUCACCCAGCCCAUCAGCGUCACCUGGAGGGGCGUCAAGCACAACCUUGUCAAAUCCUGCCUCACCACAACAGCCUCAGUCACCCAAUUUGCUGACAAUGUCAACCUUUUCUUCACAAUCUCAGGUGAUCCAUCUCCCGCCGCAAAUAGUGAAUUCAGACUCCACUGUGCUUCAUGUCAAGGCAGCCAAUAACGGCAACCAGGUCAUUACCAUCCCAGUAGUAUUUGACCCUUGCAAGAUACCCAUCGCUCGUGUACCAACCACACCCCCUAAAACUGAUAUCAACGCCAAAGGUAACCGGUCCAAUCACAAUGAGAUUGAGAAGCGCUACAGGAAUAGCAUCAACAAUAGGAUUAAUGAGCUGAAGGACCUUGUGUGCGGCCCAGAAACUAAGAUGAACAAGGCAGGCAUUUUAAAGAAGGCACUUGACUACAUCAGAUAUCUUCAGAGGGAGAAUGGCCGGCUUAAAGAGGAAAACACUGCUCUGAAAGUAGCCCAGCAUCAGCAAAAUACCAUCACAGAGAUGAUUAAGCUGCAGCAAGACCAUAACAAAAGUACAACCCCAACACAAGAGAGCCUGGACGGAAGAAACAGUCCGCAGCAGAUGAGCCCAGAGUCUAGUGCCCUCCUCUCGCCGGCAUCUAUUAGCCCUGUGCCGUCACCAGAGGCCGCCCCACAUCCUAAGCCAACCAAGAUUGAAGGACUGUCUUUCUCAAGCUGCGGCAUGUUGGACAGGACAAGAGUGGCUCUUUGCACUUUCUUAUUCUCUUUUCUCCUUAUUAGUCCCAUAAACUUCCUGCUUCCCCAGCUAGCAUCUGAUUCCAUCUUGUCUUCAAGUUUUGGUGAUUCCCCUAAUCCUCAUGAUGGUACUCGUGUUUUGAACUCAGUCGACGCCCCUUUUGACCCCUUGACAGUGAUCUCUUGGGCAGCACUUGUUGCGUUUAAGUGGCUCCUUAACGUAGCACUGCUAAUAGGAGUUCUCGUCAAGAUUUUUGUGUUUGGAGAGCCUGUUACAAGGCCACAUUCAGACAGGUCAACACUCUUCUGGCGACACAAGAACCAAGCAGAUCUUGACCUAUCAAGAGGAGACAACAUUUCUGCAGCAAGACAGCUAGAAAUUUGCUUGCGGGUUCUGGGACGUCCCAUGCCAACUUCCAAGCUAGAUGUGUUUUGUGGAUUUGUGUGGCAUUCUCUCAGGCACAUCUUGUUCAGGCUUGGUAUUGGCACAUGGCUGGCCUCAACAGCAUGCGGUGUGUUCUUCAGAAAAGCCAGCGAGGAUAUCCGCAAGGAGUAUGACAAGGUUAAUGCUCGUGAUGCGGCACUUGUCUGCCACAAGCUUCACCAGCUCAGUCUGACAGGCUAUGUGCCAAGAGGCUACUGGCGCUCAAGCGUACUUGGCCUCUCUGCUAUCAAUCUGGCUGAGACUGCGGGUAGUUACAUCAGUGCCCAAGUCAAGGCCCAGAUGUAUGUGACAGCUGCUGUUCAGAUCAGGUCUGCAUUACCAGAAGGGCUACACUUUGUUGCUCGCUACUUCCUUCUCCGUGCAAGGGACACUUUAACAGCAAACGGGGCUACCAUCCCUCCCUCCAUGCAGUGGCUCUUCACACCUCAGGGACACAGGUUUUUCGUCAGCAGCAGCUGGUCUUGCAAGGGCGGGGACAGUAUGUGGGCCAGUGUUGCAAACCAUGCCGACCCUGUUGCUCAUGUUAGCCAAGCAUUCCGAGAGCAGAUGCUGAAAGAAGCACUAACUGCCAUUGCCUUACCCAAAGAUACCCUGCCUAAUAAAGAUGCUAACACCCAGGACACAACAGGAAGCUGGGUAGACGGCCUGAACUUCCUUGACAUCCUACACGUCUGCGCUGAGGUCACAGAGGAACCAAAGGAGGGUCCUGCCAAUGGCCUCGUGGGUAGCAUGGGGGCGGGGUGUGGCCGUAAUGGUGAUGAGGUGGCCAGGUGGUGGGCAGCUGUGGGGUCGGUGGCGGUGCACUGGUUUCGUGGUGAAGAUGAGGCUGCUGAGAGGUUCUAUAACACUGUGGGAAGUGUGCCCAAGUGCCUUUGGAAUGCUGAAGACCCUGUAGCUAACUGCAGAGAGCCUAUUGCAAAAGCCUUGCUUCGGGCAUUCAAGGCAAGAAAAGAAAUUCUCAACUCCAAGCAUCUCACACCCGAAAAGGCAGAAGAAUGCCGUCAGCUCUGCAACAAGUCUGGCAUGCACCUCCGCGAGAGCAUCAGCCUGGCUUCCUAUCAAUCUGCAAGUAAGCUACGUCAACUUGCCCAGCUCCUUUGCUGUGAUUGGCUGUUGGCGACACGAACCGACAUCUGGGAAUCCAAUAACAAGCCAGAUGUUCAGCACAAGGUCAUAGACUCUGUAGGACUGGCGGCAUUCCAGCACGACCUUGAAAGUCUGAGGAAAAUAACACAUGAUCUUCAGGCGGCUCUACCUAGGAUGUAUCUUUAUGAAGCAGUAGCUCGACUCAUGGCUGGUGCCAACCCCACCCAGACACAGCAGCUGUUGCAGAGAACAACACUUCGGCAACGAAUUGUUGUUAGUAAGGAUGAUUAUUGUUAUAACCACACAGAAGAACUAGAGGAGUGUGUGACAGGCGGGCGUGAACGUGCCACUGCGUUACUGAUGGCAUGUCGACACCUCCCCAACCCCUUUCUGUCUGCCCCAGGCCAGCGCAAAGGCAUGCUUCUGGAGGCAGCAAGCUGCUUGGAGAAGAUGGGCGACAAGCGGACGCUCAAAGACUGUCACCAGUUAUUGCUUCAACUAGGUACCGUCUCUGCUGCUGACUGAUAGAAAUAGACACAGCUACAAUCACACAGUCUGCCGCCAACUGAUAGCAAUAGGACCAGCUACAAUCACACUACAGUCUGCCACCAACUGAUAGCAAUAGGACCAGCUACUAUCAGACUUGUAGAAAAGUAGAUCACCAGGCAAAUACAGCAUAUUUGGUAUCUACACUCAUAGCAUCCUGACUCAUUGCAGUCAGCCCUGUGAUUACAGCAAUAGUCUAUGGUAUUGUCUUGUGAAUUGGUGAGUUCAGUAGGGUUGUUGCAGCUUUUCUUAGACGUGGAGAUUUUGCAGAUCUGGUUGCAGAUAACAAUAUUUUCUACAUUUGGUCACAGAACCCCCACACAACAAAACUGUUUGACCAUUCCAGAUCUGAAGCCAUAGGGUAGCCCCCUCCCUCCCAAGGACUCUCAACUAAAGAAACUAUAAUACCACUGCAACCUAGGAUGGGUACAUUUUGUUUCUCUGAGAUAAAUGAAAUGCUAGAGGAAGAGGGCCCACCCCCUUUCCCACCCAGCCCUGUAAUAUAAUAUGUGUCUCAAUUGCAAUAAUUAUGCAACUAAACAGUCCAUGGUACUGUGUUGUGAAUCGGUGUCUUUAGUAGGGUUGUUGCAGUAGGAUUUAGCUCUUCUUAGACAUGGAGAUUUUGUAGAUCUGGUUGCAGAUAACAAUAUUUAUAGUUAAGAGUCUGUAUGGUACAUAUUCUAAGAACGCAUUCUUAGUAUUGUAACUUGGAUAAGACCUGAUUGAAAAGCUUUGUAAGUGUAUUGUGCUGUCAGCAAGUGUUGUUUUAAAAUGUUUAUAAUAUUUACGUCACUAUUUAGCUAUGCAUCUUGCAAGGUGGAGAGGCGUCAGUUCUGCUACGUUGGUGAUGUCAGGCAUCAUACAUCCAUUUAUCUUAGUGUCAGAUACAUAAUGACGCUCUAGAGUGCAUGGAUUUAACCCAUGAAACUAUCACAGAAUAUUAUUACAAAAUGUUUACUCUAAAAUAACUUGAUUUUCUACUUGACUGUAGAGGUUCUUACCAUCUUCAUCAUUAAUCACAUUUUUAAAUUAAAUCUCUGCCAAAAUUUUACAGCAAUUCAACUGUUUUGGGUUUGAUGUGUGCUCUCUAUUUCUUUAUUUAUCAGCGAUAUUGUAUUUCAUAUUUUUUUUUAAUUUAAAUAUGAGAAUUAUUUGUAUGUAAAAAUGCCUCUACAUUAAUAUUCAAAUUGCUUUUUGUUUGAAACAAUUCUUGAUUAACACUACAUAAUUCCCUCACAUUUCUUUACGCAGGGAUAAAGGUGGGUUUAAAUGUAGACGCCUAACCUUUCAGUGCCAGUGAGUAAAAGGAUCUAACAUAAAAACAUGCAACAAAGUCUUGAUUUUUCUUGUUUUAUGGAUGUUCACGUCAUGUGUGCCCCAACUUGGGUAUAUUCCACAAUUUCUUUCAUUAAUUUAUUCUGUACUUUGUAGGUUUAGUUGUCAAUGAACUGCUUUAGUCAGUUUGUAAAAUCAUUCUGGUACAUCAAGACAAGAAUGCUUAUAUGAAACAUUACUUUACUUAAAAAAGUUGAUAAUUAUACAUAAUGAUGUUUUGUAGAAACUGAAAUAAACAUAAUCAAUAAUGAUCA
Messenger RNA from Nematostella vectensis (starlet sea anemone), 5369 nucleotides. Its product is annotated as sterol regulatory element-binding protein 1. Gene Ontology annotation, molecular function: DNA-binding transcription factor activity, RNA polymerase II-specific; RNA polymerase II cis-regulatory region sequence-specific DNA binding; protein dimerization activity. The transcript has 14 exons. Gene Ontology annotation, cellular component: nucleus. Bases 46 to 3759 code for a protein of 1237 amino acids. The record is from RefSeq and is a predicted model, not a curated record. NCBI's taxonomy places the organism in Eukaryota, Metazoa, Cnidaria, Anthozoa, Actiniaria, Edwardsiidae. Gene Ontology annotation, biological process: regulation of transcription by RNA polymerase II.